GUUGUUUUAACAGCUGCUUUCCUCUACGCGGAUUCGCCUUUCGAAAUCACAAAAAAUGUCUGGACGGGGAAAAGCGAGGAAGGCGGCAGGAGGAAAGAAGCAUACAAAGUCUAACCGUGCUGGACUAGUUAUGCCAGUUAGCCGAGUACAUCGGUACUUGAAAAAGGGCAGGUACGCCCGCCGGACGUCCAUUGCAGCGUCUGUUUACAUGUCUGCCGUAAUCGAGUACCUAGUUGCCGAAGUCAAUGAACUCUCCGGAAAUGCAGCGAAGGCAAAUAAACGGAAGACUAUCACUCCCCGUCACAUCAUGCUCGGUGUGCGCAAUGAUGCUGAGUUGAAUGAGCUGUUGAAACACGUGCAUAUCAGUCACGGUGGAGUGCUUCCAUGCAUCCAUCCCACCCUCUUGAAGCGCAAAGGAGGGCUGCUAGGCUCACCUGGACCAGCAGGCGGAUCAACCGUACCCAACGCUGUUGUGUCCGCAAGACAGGCUGCUUCCGGGGUCGGUUCCGGGGUGGUGGGCAGCUCAUAAGCAUAACCACAACCUACUUGAACCGCAGUUCGUUUCCGCUCGGCAGCUGUCCUGGUACAUAAAACAGUCUUUUGCGAUCUUGCUCCUGGUUCAGUGUAUAUUUUCAUGUUUUUUAUUCCUUAUCUAACUGUGCCGAACUCACCCGAAUCUUUCCUGUACCAUUACGGUUAUUGCUACUGUUAGGUCUAGUUGAAUAUUGAUCUUAUUUCCCCUCUGCUGUUACCCUAUUCCACUCUGUACGAACGGACGCUUGCUUCAAUCGGACGCACGCAUCACCAUGUUGCGCAUUCUCUACGCGAUCGCAUUUACGUCCAAGCUAGUGAGAAACGUUUUCACAUAUUCUACUCCAUGAAGCUAUCUUCAGCGACCAAUAUUUUCUAAACCUCGUACAUACAUUUGGCGUUUUCACCUAUUCAAACUGUUCAGGGACCCCUUGUUUAGCGUGUAUUCUAAUCCCCCGUACAGACGUCACUAUUCCGAUCGGACCGGAUCAGACUGGGCGUUGUUUUCCUGUUUUUCUAUCCUGUUGUUGUGCCAGCUUUGUUUGUCACUUGUCAUGUGUGUGCGCGUGUCGGCCUCAUCUGUUCUGCCAACUUCUCUAUUUGAACCCACACACACACCUGCCCUCGCUUCUGAUAUUUCACGCUCCAGCCGUUGUACGCAUGUUUCUUUUUGUACACCAUAUUUACCCUAGCUAUUUGACACAUAUGGUACAUGUUCUAUCCUACU
This is a messenger RNA of Opisthorchis viverrini, 1258 nucleotides long. RefSeq lists its product as hypothetical. The record is from RefSeq and is a predicted model, not a curated record. The transcript is spliced from 2 exons. Bases 56 to 529 code for a protein of 157 amino acids. Lineage: Eukaryota; Metazoa; Platyhelminthes; Trematoda; Opisthorchiida; Opisthorchiidae. Gene Ontology annotation, molecular function: structural constituent of chromatin; protein heterodimerization activity; DNA binding. Gene Ontology annotation, cellular component: nucleosome.